AUGGAGGCAGCGGAAAUCCAUCUUGCGACGCAACCCAACACGCCAGGCAAGGCCUUUUACCAGCGCGGCAUUGAAGCCCUUGCUUCAACUCUCGAACCGUCCAAGCCACCGUCCGCUUCGCUGAAAAGGGCUUCAACGCUAGACGACUUGCUGAUGAAGCCUGUCCAGCGUGUGACGAAAUAUCCACUGCUGUUCGACCAGCUCGCCAGGUCCACCACGGCGGCUGACUGCCCAAACUCGCACAUGGAAGUCGACACGGCGCUGUUCCGACUACAAGAGGCGACUUUAGCUUUGAAUCGCAACACCAAUGAUCCCAAUGUCCGGGCUGUUCUCGAGAAAACUUGGCUUUUGCAGGAUCGGCUGGUAUUUCCCGGUAGAAGAAUCGAUGCCAUGACCAAGAACCAAGUCCGUGGCUUUGGCAGAAUCCAAAUGUGCGGUGCUCUGCAUGUGAUCUGGUCAGCGGCCGACGGAAUCAAAGAUCAGAUCUACACAAUCAUGCUCUGCGUAAAUCUGGAUGACGCCCGAGUCGAGACAACGACAAACGAUCAUGAGGAAGAGAGUUGGCGCAGCCGUCUCACUCGCAUCAAACCGGAGGCCCAGCCCGCGCGACAGCAGGGCGCUUCGACAUCCUUGGAGAUGGAUAUCAAGAGCUUCGGUACAGUGUUGGGGAAAGACAAUAAAACCCCACCGCGAGAUUCCAUCAACCGAGCCUGUACCGUCGGUGCCAGAAGGACAACGACUCCGGUGAUUCUCAGAAAUACCUGCGCCGCUGGAAAUGGCAGGAGUAUUCCGACCUCGAACGUGGCUAUCAACCGUUCUCAGUCGCUUCUGGCCACCAAUUUCCGGCAGACAAUUCUGGCGCCACCAGCAGCUAAGAGAAUCCGUCUGGAGUCGAUCCUCGAGGACGUGUGGACACGCGACACGCUUCCGUUUCCGGGAAUUACUGGCAGGGCUCGAAAUGAUCACCUGAUGCGAGCUUCGUCGAUGAUGAGGAAGCUCAGCAUGACCGGCAUCACAGUCUCAUUCAGCAAACGAUCCUUGAGCAUGAGUAUGAAGUCAGCCCAGCCAAUGGGAACAGACACAGGCCAGAUACGCGAGGAGCCUCAUGAGCCUGGGAUCCGGAAGACGGCGAAUCAGCCUCUGAGACGGCCCAAAAACGAGGGCGAUGAUCUCGUCGUCAAACGCCCAAGGAUGCGGGAGGCUGCAACAUUUCUUGCGGUGCCAACAAAGCUCUCUGAAGUGACUGUGCACAAGCCCGAGCGGCAAGUCGUGGCUGAGGGUCUGCGGUUGCAAGGCUGCAAUGAUGAACGAGCUGAGAGCCCAGGCGAGGUUCUGCGCAAAUCAUCCAUAAACAGUGCGCGCACUGUUUCACAAGACAGGACGACAGCCCAGACGGCCGCACGGGGGGAGGAGAAUCGAGAGCCAGGGCCUGCGAAGCCAGACGCUGGGAACCUCGCGAACCAAAGUCGAAGGGAUAAGCUGGCGUCUCCGAAGACAGAAAGGGCUGGUCUGUUGCGGUAUCUACUCCGCUGA
Emericellopsis cladophorae is the source of this 1533-nucleotide messenger RNA. RefSeq lists its product as uncharacterized. NCBI's taxonomy places the organism in Eukaryota, Fungi, Ascomycota, Sordariomycetes, Hypocreales, Bionectriaceae. Gene Ontology annotation, molecular function: guanyl-nucleotide exchange factor activity. Gene Ontology annotation, cellular component: cytoplasm. Gene Ontology annotation, biological process: regulation of GTPase activity. The transcript is spliced from 6 exons. The record is from RefSeq and is a predicted model, not a curated record. The coding region runs from base 1 to 1533 and encodes 510 amino acids.